This is a messenger RNA of Sungouiella intermedia, 426 nucleotides long. The record is from the annotation of a GenBank genome assembly. NCBI's taxonomy places the organism in Eukaryota, Fungi, Ascomycota, Pichiomycetes, Serinales, Metschnikowiaceae.
AUGUCCUGGGAUCAAGUCAAAUUCACUCUCCCUGCACGCUCCAAGGGUUCGUAUCUCAUCACUGACGAGGUGUUGCGUAACGUUCCGCAGAUCAAAGAUUACAAGGUUGGACUCUUACACUUGUUUCUUCAGCAUACAUCAGCAGGGUUGACUCUUAACGAAAACUGUGAUCCAGAUGUCCGCGUGGAUAUGACUGCUUCGCUCGAUAGAAUGGUCCCAGAGGGAGACUUCUACAUCCACGCAGAUGAGGGUCCAGAUGACAUGCCUGGCCAUGUUAAGAGUUCCACCGUUGGUGUGAGUCUCUCCAUCCCAAUUCUGAACGGACGACUUGCUGUUGGAACGUGGCAGGGUGUGUACUUGUGCGAGUUCAGAAAGUACAUGCACCGCAGAACAAUUGUGGCCACCAUCCAGGGAAUGAAGAAGUGA